Messenger RNA from Conger conger (European conger), 2979 nucleotides. It is a transcript of the gene mcm5, whose product is annotated as minichromosome maintenance complex component 5. Gene Ontology annotation, biological process: double-strand break repair via break-induced replication; DNA replication; DNA replication initiation. Gene Ontology annotation, cellular component: MCM complex; nucleus. Lineage: Eukaryota; Metazoa; Chordata; Actinopteri; Anguilliformes; Congridae. Bases 338 to 2551 code for a protein of 737 amino acids. The transcript is spliced from 16 exons. Gene Ontology annotation, molecular function: DNA replication origin binding; single-stranded DNA binding; single-stranded DNA helicase activity. The record is from RefSeq and is a predicted model, not a curated record.
GAUGACGUAACAAUUUUGCCGCGAAAGUUGCAGAAAGCGGCAGUACCGGGGAAGGGAAGGAAGGUUGAAAGCAAAGCUGUAGCGCACUGUUUUCAAACAUCUAUCCAAUAAACACGGAUUAUUUUUUGUAGUGUUAUUAGCUAGCAUCUUUGACUUGCAGGCAGCAGAUUUCGUACGGAAAAAGGUGUAGCUAUUCAACUGUAAUUAACAUACAGUUGUAGUUCAGCUAACUAGCACAACUUCCUUGGUUGCUAUUGUUGCCUUGCUAACAAUAUCAGCAGGAUUUUAAACGAUAUAAAAACAUUUUAUCCGUAAUUAAGAAAUCAACUGGGGCAUUAUGUCUGGUUUCGACGACCCUGGAGUGUAUUACAGUGACAGCUUCGGUGGCGUAGAUGGACCGGCGGAUGACGGAGGUAUAAAGCGGAGUCAGCUCAAGAAAAAAUUCCGGGAGUUUCUCAGGCAGUUCAGAGUCGGUACCGAUCGAACGGGAUUCACGUAUAAAUACCGUGAUGAUCUGAAGAGACACUACACUCUGGGCGAGUACUGGAUAGAGGUGGAGAUCGAGGACCUUGCCAGCUUUGACGAGGAUCUCUCCGACUGCCUCUCCAAGCUCCCCUCCGAGAACCUGCCUCUGCUGGAGCAGGCAGCGCAGGAGGUGGCGGAUGAGGUGACUAAGCCCCGCCCCGUGGGGGAGGAGGUGGUGCAGGACAUCCAGGUGAUGCUGAAGAGCGAUGCCCAUCCAGCCUCCAUCCGGAGCCUUAAGUCUGAGCAGGUGUCCCGUCUGGUGAAGAUCCCGGGGAUCAUCAUCUCCUCCACGGCGGUGCGGGCGAAGGCCACGCGCGUGUGCCUGCAGUGUCGCGGCUGCCGCUCGGUCAUCAGCAACAUCCCCCUGCCCCCCGGCCUGCAGGGCUACGCCCUCCCCCGCAAGUGCAACACUGAGCAGGCCGGGCGGGUCAAGUGUCCUGUGGACCCGUAUUUCAUCAUCCCGGACCGCUGCUUGUGCGUCGACUUCCAGACCCUCCGCCUGCAGGAGUCCCCUGAUGCAGUACCCCAUGGAGAAAUGCCCCGACACCUGCAGCUCUACUGCGACAGGUACCUGUGUGACCGCGUGGUCCCGGGGAACCGCGUGACCGUCAUGGGGAUCUACUCCAUUAAGAAAGGGGCCCAGACGAAGGCCAAGGGCAGUCGGGAGAAAUCGUCGGGCGUGGGAAUACGCUCCUCAUACCUGCGUGUGGUGGGAAUCCAGAUGGACACAGAGGGAGCAGGUCGUGGGGCCACGGGGUCCGUGACCCCUCAGGAGGAAGACGAACUGAGGGCUCUCGCAGCCUCCCCCUCCGUCUACGAAUCCCUGGCUCGCUCCCUCGCUCCCUCCAUCUACGGCAGUGAAGACCUGAAGAAAGCCAUCGCCUGCCUGCUCUUCGGUGGCUCCAGGAAGAGGUUACCAGACGGUCUGACACGUAGGGGGGAUAUUAACCUCCUGAUGCUGGGGGAUCCCGGUACAGCCAAGUCCCAGCUGCUGAAGUUUGUGGAGCGGUGUUCUCCAAUUGGGGUGUACACCUCGGGGAAGGGCAGCAGUGCGGCUGGUCUCACGGCCUCCGUCCUUCGAGACCCCGUCACCCGAGGGUUCGUCAUGGAGGGGGGUGCCAUGGUGCUGGCUGACGGGGGUGUGGUCUGCAUUGAUGAGUUUGACAAGAUGAGAGAGGAUGACCGAGUGGCCAUCCAUGAAGCUAUGGAACAGCAGACCAUCUCUAUCGCCAAGGCGGGCAUCACCACCACCCUGAACUCGCGCUGCUCCGUGCUGGCCGCCGCCAACUCCGUGUUCGGCCGCUGGGAUGACACCAAAGGCGAGGACAACAUCGACUUCAUGCCCACCAUCCUGUCCCGAUUCGACAUGAUUUUCAUCAUCAAGGAUCAUCAUGACCAGCAGAGGGACAUGAUCCUGGCCCGUCACGUGAUGAACGUCCACCUCAGUGCUCAGACUCAGAUGGAGGGUGUGGAGGGAGAGAUCUCAUUGGCCACGCUGAAGAAGUACAUCAGCUACGCUCGAAUGAAAUGCGGUCCUCGGCUGACCGUCACAGCGGCAGAGAAGCUGAAGAACAGAUACGUGGUGAUGAGGAGCGGAGCGAGGGAGCAUGAGAGGGAGAGCGACAAGAGGAGCUCUAUCCCCAUCACUGUCAGGCAGUUGGAGGCUGUGGUGAGGAUCGCAGAGUCUCUGGCCAAGAUGAAACUGCAGCCGAUGGCUGGAGAGGAAGAGGUGGACGAGGCUCUUCGGCUGUUCCAGGUGUCCACGCUUGAUGCUGCGCUGUCAGGCAGCCUCUCGGGUGUGGAAGGCUUCACCACGCAGGAGGACCAGGAGAUGAUCUCUCGCAUUGAGAAGCAGCUGAAGAGACGCUUCGCCAUCGGCUCUCAGGUCUCCGAGCACAGCAUCAUCCAGGACUUCACCAAACAGAAAUACCCAGAGCAGGCCAUCUUCAAAGUGCUGCACCUGAUGAUGAGGAGAGGCGAACUCCAGCACCGCAUGCAGAGGAAGGUCCUGUACAGGGUUAAAUAAACACACCACACACCACACACCACACACCACACACCACACACGAUGUGGCAAUGUACAUAGUUUUAGCUUCACUUCUGUCAUUCCUUUAGUCUGCUCUUGUGACAAGCUGAACCACCACGCCCUCCACCCAGCCAUUAAUCUUGGCCACGUAGAUCCAAAUGUGCAAUAAGGGUGAUUGUGAUGGCUGCUGACUUUGGAGCGUCUCAAAUCCGUAAAGGAGAUCUCUUGUCUCUUUACAUUUGCCAUACUUGGAUCUGCAGUGUGUGAGUUGAAAUGGAGGAAGUUUUGUGGCGCACUCCCACGUUGUUCUGUGCAGGUUGGAUGGGAAGGUGUUGAUGCAUUUUUGGGUUCUCUGUAUUAUGUAGUUUGGCACUUCACUUUUUUCUGUCAUGGGGAAGAAAAAAUAAAUAAUGUCGAUAAAAUAAUAA